Dufourea novaeangliae is the source of this 2242-nucleotide messenger RNA. RefSeq names its product band 4.1-like protein 4B (gene yrt). Gene Ontology annotation, molecular function: cytoskeletal protein binding. Gene Ontology annotation, cellular component: cytoskeleton. Lineage: Eukaryota; Metazoa; Arthropoda; Insecta; Hymenoptera; Halictidae. The record is from RefSeq and is a predicted model, not a curated record. The transcript has 7 exons.
AUGUGAAAUAAAAUGUUACGGUUCCUGUCACGUCGAAGAGCGCGCAGUGUCAGCGGGCAAACCGCGUCCUCCCAGAUCAAAAACCAGCGACUGCUCAGUAACAAGAAUGUUGUUCCGUGCAGAGUCGUUCUGCUCGACGGAACCGACCUGCCAAUUGAGUUGUCAAAAAAAGCAUUGGCUAGUGACUUAUACGAACAAGUAUUUUAUAGUUUAGACUUAAUAGAAAAGGAUUAUUUUGGACUGCAGUAUACAGACAGCAAUAAUGUUCAACAUUGGUUGGACCCGACAAAGCCAAUAAAGAAACAAGUAAAAAUUGGGCCCCCUUACACUUUACGACUGAAAGUAAAGUUUUAUUCUUCCGAGCCUAAUACAUUACGCGAAGAGUUAACGAGAUAUCAGUUCUUUUUGCAACUGAAACAAGAUGUUUUGGAUGGAAAACUUCACUGUCCUCAUCAAGUUGCAGUUCAGCUAGCUGCUUUAGCUCUGCAAUCCGAACUUGGUGACUAUGAUCCUGCCAUGCACAGUGCAGCAACGGUGUCAGAGUUUCGAUUUGUGCCGGGUCAAACGGAGCAAAUGGAACUGGAAAUACUCGAGGAAUAUGUAAAGUGUUCGGGCCUUAGUCCAGCACAGGCCGAAUCAGCAUAUCUCAGCAAAGCUAAAUGGUUGGAUAUGUAUGGUGUAGACAUGCAUACUGUCCUCGGAAAAGAUGCCUGCGAAUAUUCUUUAGGUUUAACUCCAACUGGAAUACUAGUCUUCGAAGGCACACAAAAAAUAGGCUUAUUCUUCUGGCCUAAGAUCGGUCGCCUAGACUUUAAGAAGAAAAAACUGACGUUGGUUGUAGUGGAAGAGGAUGAUGAAGGCAGAGGAGAGCAAGAGCAUACAUUUGUUUUCCGAUUGGUUAAUGAGAAAGCUUGUAAGCAUUUAUGGAAAUGCGCCGUAGAACACCAUGCUUUCUUUAGAUUAAGGGCACCCGUCAAAGGCGCCAGUGGACGUCAGAAUUUCUUCCGUAUGGGUUCACGGUUUCGUUAUAGCGGUAAAACGGAGUUCCAAACGACUCAGUUAAAUCGAGCACGCAGAACUGUGCAAUUCGAGCGUCGACCCAGUCAAAGAUACGCCCGCAGACAGAGUCAUGUUUUAAGAGAACGGCAACGUCAACAAGUGGAGCAGCCGCAACCUACGCCACCUGCCACCGAGGAACAGCCCCUACAACGUCAGCCGAGCCAGUGUAGUACAAAGUCUUCGAAUUCCAGCGUACACCCUACAUCGUCACCGUUAGUAGAUUCCUUAUUGAAAUCACUUGCCAAAGAUCAGCAGCCUUUGGAAGCCAGAAAUCAGACGACCGUCGCCAGCAAUGAGAAAGAAACGGAACCCAUGAAGACUAGUUUAACGAUCGAAAGCAUAACUAAUCAAGUGCAAUUAGUGCCAAAUAAUCAAGUGGGCGGUAUUUCGUCACUGCCACCUCGCACACCGAUACCGCCGGAAUCACUGAAGUGUAAUAUAUUGAAAGCGAAAUCUCUGGAGCAAGGGAAAAACUCGAAUUUAGUGUCGAUCAGUUCCACGGAUGCACCUGCAGUUGCCGCAAAGAACAAUCAACACACGGACGCGGCAACGAUUGUGUCUGUGGGCGGAGACAAGCUGACCCUUUCUGUGAGUGGAACAACGACCACGAAUCCGUCUAUGGACGACACUGUUACUGUAACCCAUUUCUCUUUGGACAGCUGGGGGCAAAUUGAGCAGAAAACAACCCAGUUAAAUCCGAAAAUAUCGAAUCAAUCGCAGAAUCCAUUCAAUCCAUUUACUAGCGACAAUAGCAAUGACGUUACCGCUAAUGUCUCCGAGAGUGUCGAAGAUGAUACAAAGGAGGAAGAGGAAAAGAAAGCGAACACGAACCCGUUCAUAGAUUCCAAUCCAUUUUUGGGUUUGCUGAAUCCGUUUAAAGAGGUGCAACAACCGGUCGACAAGAAAGUCGAACCUGAAGUCGAGAAAAAUGGAGCAAGGGUUGUGAAGACUGAGGAGAUCCAAACAACUACUACAACUCUUACCCACAAGGACGACAAUACUGCGGUUACUGACAUUAGUCCAUGGCUGGUUGCUGAUCCAUUACAGACAACGACUACCGAUCAAACUCCGAUUAAGCAUACUGUUAUUACCAGGAAGACUGUAAUUACAACGCAACUCUGAAGUAAUUGUUCAGUGGAACGCAUAUACGAUACCGAGUAACGAAGGUAUUUAUUAGACCGUG